This is a messenger RNA of Oncorhynchus masou masou (cherry salmon), 6747 nucleotides long. Its product is annotated as POZ (BTB) and AT hook-containing zinc finger 1-like. Gene Ontology annotation, cellular component: nucleus. The record is from RefSeq and is a predicted model, not a curated record. NCBI's taxonomy places the organism in Eukaryota, Metazoa, Chordata, Actinopteri, Salmoniformes, Salmonidae. Gene Ontology annotation, molecular function: protein binding; DNA-binding transcription factor activity, RNA polymerase II-specific. The coding region runs from base 438 to 2426 and encodes 662 amino acids. Gene Ontology annotation, biological process: regulation of transcription by RNA polymerase II. The transcript is spliced from 4 exons.
ACUCAGGCGUUAAAUCUGUCAUGCGUAGCAACGCCUGGGCAGAGGAACGAACCCCAUCUCAACCUUGCCUGUGGCUGGGGGAGGGGGCUUGUGUGGGAGAAACCAGGAAGAGAAAUGGUAUGAAUGUAUUUGACAACUUCAACCUCAUGUAGCCUGAAUAUCUAGUGUCUAUUUGACGAAUACAUUUUACUCGACACAACGGAGACCCACUUGCUUUAUGUCAAAGUGAAAUAAAAAAUUUAGAACGAUAACCCCAGCUUUGAAACGAAAAAGGUUAAAGUUCACAGGAAGCUGGGGGGCUACCAUUUUUCACUGCUGCUUACAUUUUAGAUGCUAGAGAGGGAGGGGUGGUCGUCGUGGUUUUAAUUAAUUUCUCCAGACUAUUGAGCUGUACGCGUUUUUUUGUUUGUUUCGCCACCCCUACUCACUAACAAUUGAUGUUGAAUGAAUUCGGCAUGGAGAGAAUAGCGGAGCAGUCGUGGAAUUCUUCAUACACCUAUCAGGUGAGCAAGCAUAGCGCGGAGAUGCUACACAACCUCAACAUUCAGAGGAAAGAUGGAGGCAAGUUUUGCGAUGUGAUCUUGCGCGUCGGCGAAGAGAGCUUUCCUGCCCACAAGGCGGUACUGGCGGCGUGCAGCGAGUAUUUCGAGUCCGUUUUUGGUUGUCAAACGGAGGGCGACGGGGAGGCAAAAGAGCUCGAGAUGCAUACGAUAAGUCCCAAAGUUUUUAAAGAUAUUUUGGACUUUGCCUACACCUCUAGGAUUGUGGUACGAUUGGAAUGUUUCCCCGAGUUGAUGACGGCUGCUAAAUUUUUGCUAAUGCGUUCUGUCAUCGAGAUAUGCCAAGAAGUAAUCAAACAGUCCAAUGUAAAAAUUCUUGUUCCACCCUCAAGAAGAGGCGACGUCAGUUUAUUCCGUGCCACCGGGGGCUCUGAAUUUAGUUUCACAUUGGCUGUAGACAACUUGUCAAAUGGGAAUGGCUUGUUUACCAACAAUGGGCAGACGCAUAAUGUGGAUGGAAAUCGGGCCAAUGAUACAGUCAUGUCGGAUGGCAGCCCCCAGUCCUCUAUGCCAGUCCUGCAGCCCGUGUCUCCAUCAGAGAUGACGGGCAACCCAUUCCAAGAAGAGGGCUCUUCGGGUUCCAAGAGAGGCAGGGGGCGACCAAAGAAGGGGACAGUCAUGGAACCUAUUCAUUACAACAUCAGCACCUCUGACGUUAAAGAAGACAUUGAGCAGAUAUUUCCUUGUGGAAUAUGUGGCAAGGCAUUUACAGAGGCUGUGCGGUUGAGAAACCACGAAGCGCAGCAUGGAGCGUCCAGCCAUGGCGCGAGUAGCGGCGACGGCUUGUCUGGCGAGGGAGGCCCUACCACGAUAUCGCACUCUGGUCAGCCAGGUCUGUUGGAGAAUGGCAUGCCAUUGCAUGGAGCAGUAGGCAUAGAAAACAGCCGUAAGCGCGAGAGGACGAGACGUCACGUUGGCUGUGACAUUUGUGGGAAGGUGUUCCGGGAUGUCUACCACCUGAACCGACACAAGUUGUCUCAUUCCGGGGAAAAGCCAUAUGCUUGCCAUGUCUGUGGCCUGCGGUUCAAGCGCAAGGACAGGAUGUCAUACCAUGUCCGGUCACAUGAUGGAUCUGUGGGUAAACCCUACCUCUGUCAAAGCUGUGGAAAGGGGUUUUCCAGGCCAGACCAUCUGAAUGGACACAUCAAGCAGGUUCACACAACAGAGAGACCCCAUAAGUGCCAGAUUUGUAAUGCUUCCUUUGCUACAAGAGAUCGCCUGCGGUCCCACCUAGCUUGUCACGAGGACAAGAUCCCCUGCCAGAUGUGUGGGAAGUACCUCCGAGCUGCGUACAUGACCGACCAUCUCAAGAAACACAGUGAAGGACCUCACAACUACUGUGGUAUAUGCAACAAAGACGGACAGGAGAAUGCUGGAAAAUGCCCCCAUCAAGGAGAAUCUGAGGGAGACGAGCCGUUGUUCGGGGAUCUGUCCAACGGCGACGAAAUUAAGUCUCCGCACAAGUCUGAGGAAGAGGAGCUUGGGACGCCGUUUGACUGCAACGGAGCCUCUACCGAUGCUGUGGGAGGGUCGCCACCAGGUGCCGUUAAAGCCAAGACCAGCCAGGACUCUCCAGUGAAGAAGUUCCCUUGCAGCGAGUGCACCCAGACCUUCCGCACCAAGUCUUACCUCAAUAAGCACGUCAACAGAGUGCACCAUCAUGGGGUCCAGAAGAGUCUAGUGGUGAGUGUAGGGUCUGGGUCAGGUCUGGGGGAGCUGGGUCCUUCCCUGGGCUCACCCUUCUCCCCUCAACAGAACAUGUCUCUGCUGGAGUCAUUUGGCUUCCAGAUCGUCCAGUCUGCCUUUGCCUCGUCGCUGGUGGACUCUGAGGCAGGACAUAGUGGGAUGGAGCUGGGGGGGAAGUGACCUGUAGCUCAGUCGGGGGGAAGUGACCAAUAGGUCAAUGUGGGGGAAAGUGAACCUAGAUUUGUGCGGGAAAUUUGCCCAAGUUAGGUCUGUUCAGCCUAUCAGAUGUAAGGGAAUGGCGUUGCCUAUAGACUGCUCUUGACGUUGUCUAUACACUGCUCUUGACGUUGUCUAUACACUGCUCUUGACGUUGUCUAUACACUGCUCUUGACGUUGUCUAUACACUGCUCUUGACUUUGUCUAUACACUGCUCUUGACGUUGUCUAUAGACUGCUCUUGACGGUGUCUAUAGACUGCUCUUAACGUUGUCUAUACACUGCUCUUGACGUUGUCUAUACACUGCUCUUGACGUUGUCUAUACACUGCUCUUGACGUUGUCUAUACACUGCUCUUGACGUUGUCUAUACACUGCUCUUGGCGUUGGCUAUAGACUGCUCUUGGCGUUGGCUAUAGACUGCUCUUGGCGUUGGCUAUAGACUGCUCUUGGCGUUGGCUAUAGACUGCUCUUGGCGUUGGCUAUAGACUGCUCUUGGCGUUGGCUAUAGACUGCUCUUGGCGUUGGCUAUAGACUGCUCUUGGCGUUGGCUAUAGACUGCUCUUGGCGUUGGCUAUAGACUGCUCUGCUGUUCAUGGCAUCAUCGCUCACUGUUGUUUUAUUACAUUCUGUGUCAUGGAGCUCGCUAUUACUAUCUAUAUACAGCAUUUCUUUAUGAAGACCAUUUCAGAGCAGAAUAUAAAAUGUACAUUAACAUGAAUUAUUUUAACAUUAAGAAACUUAAGACAGCAGAUUUUAGGAAGCUGUUAUCUUCCUUUUUGAUUGUAUUUGUAUUGUUGUUUAUGACAUAACCAUGCCCUUAAGAUCCGUUACCAUACCAUGCACAUAUAAGAAAAAUAUAUUAGUAAAUGCUGUUAUUAUCAUGUCAGGUAAUGGAAAUACAGAGUGUGGUUUGUAACCAAUGGGUUAGUACAUGCGUUCAGUGGGUCAUUUUGAAUUGCUUUGUUAUUAUCAAUAUGCAGUUCACAGCUGCGGUGAAACCGUCAAACCCAAGCUUCCCCUUACUUCAGACAGAGCUCCUGAAGGGGAGAGGCUGCAAAUGGAACUCUGGUCCAACUCUGAAUAGAAUCAUAGUCAAUUCUAUCAGUUUCUGCAGGGCAAGGAUAAAACCCUUUGGCUGUUCCAUUUGAGAAUGUUCUAUUCUCUAAUAACAGAUUUCUAGAGAACAGAUGUAUUUGUUAGUCACGUGAAAUCAAUUCUAGAUAUUCAACAGGGACCAAGUUCAGGUUUGACUAUUAGAAAUCGUGAGAAAUGUAGAAUAUAUUUUAUUAAUUUAUUGAUUGCCCUGUAUGCUUUGUGGACAAAGAUUUUUUUUUUUUUUUUUUGAGUUGAUGUUUGAGAUGUCGAUGUGUUGUACUGAUUUUAGUCUAUAAGUUAUGCUAGAUACAGGAGGCCAACUAGGGAGCAACAGUGAGUAUGUAUGCUGAAAUAUCUGGAUGUGUUUGGUGCUCUCUGAUAUGUGCUUUUGUCCUCCAAAUCUAAUCAACAAGAAGGCUUUUAGUCUAAUUGUUUGUCAGAUAAUUUUGCUUUAUUAGUUUCAGUACAUUCCUGCUUUUAUUUAUCAUUAUAUUGCGAUUGUAACGAGUGUAUAUAACAUUCAUUCAUAUACAGUGAAUUCAGAAAGUAUUCAGACCGCCUGCAUUUUUCCACAUUCUGUUACAUUACAGACUUAUUCUGAAAUUGAUUUAAUUAUUUUUUUCCUUCAUCAAUCUACACACAAUACGCCAUAAUGAAAAUGUAACAUUUUACAUAAGUAUUCAGACCCUUUACUUUGUUGACGCACCUUUGGCAGCGAUUACAGCCUUGAGUCUUCUUGGGUAUGACGUUACAAGCUUAGCACCCCUGUGUUUGGGGAGUUUCUCUCAUUCUCUCUGUAGAUCCUCUCAAGCUCUGUCAGGUUGGAUGGGGAGUGUUGCUGCACAGGUAUUUUCAGAUCUCUCCAGAGAUGUUUGAUCGGGUUCAAAUCUGGGCUCUGGAUGGGCCACUCAAGGACAUUCAGAGACUUGUCCCAAAGCCACUCAUGCGUUGUCUUGGCUGUGUGUUAGGGUGGUUGUCCUGUUGGAAGAUGAACCUUCGCCCCAGUCUGAGGUUCUGAGUGCUCUGGAGCAGGUUCUCAUCAAAGAUCUCUCUACUCUGCUCUGUUCAUCUUUCUCCCCAUCCUGACUAGUCUCCCAGUAACUGCCGCUGAAAACAAUUCCCACAGCAUGAUGCUGCCACCACCAUGCUUCACCAUAGGGAUGGUGCCAGUUUUCCUCCAGACAUGACGCUUGGCAUUCAGGCCAAAGAGUUCAAUAUUGGUUUCAUCAGACCAGAGAAUAUUGUUUCUGAUGGUCUGAGAGUCUUUACGUGCCUUUUGGCAAACUCCAAGCGGGCUGUUGUGCCUUUUACUGAGGAGUGGCUUCUGUCUGGCAACUCUACCAUAAAGGCCUGAUUGGUGGAAUGCUGCAGAAAUGGUUGUCCUUCUGGAAGGUUCUUCCAUCUCCACAGAGGAACUCUGGAGCUCUUUCAGAGUGACCAUCGGGUUCUUGGUCACCUUCCUGACCAAGGCCCUUCUUCCUCGAUUGCUCAGUUUGGCCAGGAGGCCAGCUUUAGGAAGAGUCUUGGUGGUUCCAAACAUCUUCCAUUGAAGAAUGGUGGAAGCCACUAUGUUCUUGGGGACCUUGAAUGCUGCAUACAUUUUUUUGGUACCCUUCCCCAGAUUUGUGCUUCAACACAAUCCUGUCUCGGAGGGAGCUCUAUGGACAAUUCCUUUGACCUCAUGGCUUGGUUUUUGCUCUGACAUGCACUGUCAACUGUGGGACCUUAUAUUGACAGUUGUGUGCCUUUCCAAAUCAUGUCCAAUCAAUUGAAUUUACCACAGGUGGACUCCCAAGUUGUAGAAACAUCUCAAGGAUGAUCAAAGGGAAACAGGAUGCACCUGAGUUCAGUUACGAGUCUCAUAAGCAAAAGGUCUGAAUACUUAUGUAAAUAAGGUAUUUUUUAAAUUUAUUUUUUAAUACAUUUGCAAAAAUUUCUAAACCUGUUUUUGCUAUGUCAUUAUGGGGUAUUGUGGAACAUUUUGUAUUUAUUUAAUUUUAGAAUAUGUCUGUAACGUAAUAAAAUUGGGCAAAAGUCAAGGGUCUGAAUACUUUCCGAAUGCAUGGCAUAUAAUUUUUUUUUUUAUAUAUAUAUCUAUAUCUCUCUAAUGAUUGAGUUCAUCUUUCGUCGAUGAAUGGAGAUUUUAUAUAUAUAUACAGUGCCUUGCGAAAGUAUUCGGCCCCCUUGAACUUUGCGACCUUUUGCCACAUUUCAGGCUUCAAACAUAAAGAUAUAAAACUGUAUUUUUUUGUGAAGAAUCAACAACAAGUGGGACACAAUCAUGAAGUGGAACGACAUUUAUUGGAUAUUUCAAACUUUUUUAACAAAUCAAAAACUGAAAAAUUGGGCAUGCAAAAUUAUUCAGCCCCCUGAAGUUAAUACUUUGUAGCGCCACCUUUUGCUGCGAUUACAGCUGUAAGUCGCUUGGGGUAUGUCUCUAUCAGUUUUGCACAUCGAGAGACUGACAUUUUUUCCCAUUCCUCCUUGCAAAACAGCUCGAGCUCAGUGAGGUUGGAUGGAGAGCAUUUGUGAACAGCAGUUUUCAGUUCUUUCCACAGAUUCUCGAUUGGAUUCAGGUCUGGACGUUGACUUGGCCAUUCUGACACCCGGAUAUGUUUAUUUUUGAACCAUUCCAUUGUAGAUUUUGCCUUAUGUUUUGGAUCAUUGUCUUGUUGGAAGACAAAUCUCCGUCCCAGUCUCAGGUCUUUUGCAGACUCCAUCAGGUUUUCUUCCAGAAUGGUCCUGUAUUUGGCUCCAUCCAUCUUCCCAUCAACUUUAACCAUCUUCCCUGUCCCUGCUGAAGAAAAGCAGGCCCAAACCAUGAUGCUGCCACCACCAUGUUUGACAGUGGGUAUGGUGUGUUCAUGGUGAUGAGCUGUGUUGCUUUUACGCCAAACAUAACGUUUUGCAUUGUUGCCAAAAAGUUCAAUUUUGGUUUCAUCUGACCAGAGCACCUUCUUCCACAUGUUUGGUGUGUCUCCCAGGUGGCUUGUGGCAAACUUUAAACGACACUUUUUAUUGAUAUCUUUAAGAAAUGGCUUUCUUCUUGCCACUCUUCCAUAAAGGCCAGAUUUGUGCAAUAUACGACUGAUUGUUGUCCUAUGCACAGAGUCUCCCACCUCAGCUGUAGAUCUCUGCAGUUCAUCCAGAGUGAUCAUGGGCCUCUUGGCUGCAUCUCUGAUCAGUCUU